AUGGCCGUCCUCAGUACGCUCAUCGCCGUCGCUGGCCUUGGUGCCUUGGCCCAUGGGCAGAUCACAGUCGAUGCCAACUCCCAUCUUCAGAAGAUUGACGGCUUCGGCUUCUCCCAGGCCUUUGGCCGCGCCAAGGAGUUCCAAAACGCCCCCGCCGGGCUCCAGAAGGAGGCUCUUGAUUUGCUCUUCAGCACCACCAAGGGCGCUGGCUUUAGCAUCAUCCGCAACCGUAUUGGCUCGGGUGGAAAGGGCGACAGUAUCUUGCCUACCAGCCCCGGUUCGCCUUCGGGAAAACCUGCCUACACCUGGGACAACGACGACCGAGGACAGGUCUGGUUCACCAAGCAGGCUGUGAACUAUGGCGUCAAUCAGAUCUACGCCGACGCGUGGAGUGCCCCUGGCUUCAUGAAGACCAGUGGCAACGAGGCCACGGCUGGAUACCUCUGUGGCACGACAGGCCACACUUGCGCCUCCGGAGACUGGAGACAGGCAUACGCAAACUUCCUCGCCCAGUACGUCAAGUACUACCAGCAAUCCGGGCUCAACAUCACCCACCUCGGCUUCCUCAACGAGCCGGACUACCAACCAACCAACCACAACAGGGUUAGCUACUCCCAGAUGCAAAUCAGCACCAACGCCCAGGAAGCCAUCUCCUUCAUCCCGACCCUCUACCAGACCUUCCAGUCCGCCAACCUCAAGACCAAAAUCACCUGCUGCGAUGCCGUCGGAUGGGGCUCCACCGUCAAGUACACCAACGCCCUCGUCCCCGCCGGGAUGGAGAAGUACCUUGGCCUCAUCACCUCGCACACGUACUCGGGCGACGCGACCUCGCCGCUGAACACCAAGCUGUCCACCUGGGUCACCGAGUCCGGCAUCACAAAGGCCUUCGACACGACCUGGUACAAGAACGGCGGGCCGACGGAGGGCAUGACCUGGGCCCAGAAGAUCGCCGUCGGCAUCGUCAACGCCCGCCUGUCCGCCUACCUGUACUGGGAGGGUUUCGAGCUGAAGCAGCUCCAGUCCGACAGCCACCUGAUCGACACGCUCGACGGCAAGACGGCGACGCCGUCGUCCAACUUUUGGGCCUUCGCCAUGUGGUCGCGGUACAUCCGCCCCGGCGCGCAGCGUCUCGCGGCCUCCGGGACCGUGGCCGACGUUCUCACGGCUGCCGUCCGCAACACCGACGGUUCCGUCGUCGUCGUCUUCACCAACAACGGCGGCACCGCCCGCUCGACGUCCGUUUCGUUCCAGGGUUUCACGCCCAAGACUGCCGCUGCGUACGUCACUGACAACGACCACACUUUUGCUUCCACGCAGUCCAAGUUGUCCGGGUCGUCUGUGUCCGUGUCUGUCCCCAGCAAGGGCGUUGUUACUGUCAAGCUCACGUAG
Colletotrichum truncatum is the source of this 1389-nucleotide messenger RNA. RefSeq names its product Endo-1,6-beta-D-glucanase BGN16.3. The record is from RefSeq and is a predicted model, not a curated record. NCBI's taxonomy places the organism in Eukaryota, Fungi, Ascomycota, Sordariomycetes, Glomerellales, Glomerellaceae. Gene Ontology annotation, molecular function: hydrolase activity, hydrolyzing O-glycosyl compounds.